UUUUUUUUUUUCCCUCUUCCAAUGUCUCUUUACAUUUCCAAGCUUUCUUUCUUGGAACACCAACCUACCAACUUCAUUUUUCUUCAUCUCCUCAUACUUUCUUCACCCCAAUUCAUGUACAAUACCAACCACAAGAAGUCCAGCCUCCUGGCGGAAAUAUACAAACUUGCCUCACGGCAUCUGCUUCUUGUCGCUUAACUAUUAUAUCAUUGUACACUAAUUAAAUCUGACCUCCUCAAUACGAGGCUCUGACCUGCUCUCAAUUGCAGAGAGGAAGAGGGGCAUGUUCUCUCCUCAAUACCCACGCUGCACUUCGGGAUUUGAAGAUCGCAAAAUGACUUCGUCAGCGUCGACCACAAAAUCAAUGACGCAUGUCUUCACAAGGCAGGUCCAGGAGGUAAAAACUCCGAAGAGUGACAUCAAUGCCUUAAUACUCGACUACUUGACCGUCGCUGGAUAUCCAAACGCCGCUGCUAAGUUCUCAACCGAGGCAAAUUUAUCACCUCAGCAGCCUACUUCCGCCAUCCAGGCCAGACAGCAAAUUCAGACGUUUAUACAUAAAGGAGAAAUUGAGAACGCUACCCAUGCCCUAAACGAACUCGAUCCUUCGAUAUUGGACGAAGAUGAGCCGCUCCACUUUGCACUUCUGCGCCUUCAACUGGUAGAGCUCAUUCGCAAGUCACGGCCAGGAGACGACAUUGGACCCGCACUAGAAUUUGCGCAAACACAGCUUGGUCCCAAAGCUCCACGUACACCACAAUUUCUGGAAGACCUGGAGAAGACCAUGUCUCUUUUGGUAUUUGAUCAUGAUAAACUAGAUCCCUCCUUAUCUGCACUUCUCGAGCCAAGCCUUCGAAGAGAUGUUGCAACCAAGGUAAAUCAGGCAAUACUAGAUCGUCAACAACAACGUAGAGAUGCUGCUAUCCGCCAUUUAGUGCAGAUGAGGGCUUGGAGCGAGAACACUGUACGGAAAGAGACCAAAAAGGAUUUGCCCCCGAGACUUGACUUGGGCUUAGACGGCGAUGACUCUGACAAAAAUGAAUCGGAGAAUGGCCACGAGCCGAUGGUCACUACAUAGGAUAGUGCGUAGGACGAGGACAACUUGCUUCGAUGAUUCGUCGGGAUGAUAAUCUAAAUCGCUAAUCAUCGUCGACUAUGCCGGAGAAAGGGCAAGACUAUCGUAAUGGGCGUUCUAGGAUUGGACAGGCGUUAUGCUUCAGGAGGUGUUAAAGGUUAGGAGCUCGUAAGUUCACGAAUGAACACAGCUGGGCGUUUCAGGGUCGAGGGUGGGAAUACUCGUUUAGGGGCGUCUAUGCUUACAUGCAUAUAAGACGCUAUGAUCACUCACGGCAUGUAGGUUUUAUACUAGGACUCGGGGAUCAGAAGAUGAUGUCCUACGGGACUUCAAGCCUUUCACAAGGCACAUUACAGCAGGGUCAUGAUUGAGAUACCAUUGUCUAGCU
Messenger RNA from Hypoxylon fragiforme, 1463 nucleotides. RefSeq names its product CTLH/CRA C-terminal to lish motif domain-containing protein. Lineage: Eukaryota; Fungi; Ascomycota; Sordariomycetes; Xylariales; Hypoxylaceae. Gene Ontology annotation, cellular component: nucleus; cytoplasm. The record is from RefSeq and is a predicted model, not a curated record. The coding region runs from base 284 to 1078 and encodes 264 amino acids. Gene Ontology annotation, molecular function: protein binding. Gene Ontology annotation, biological process: proteasome-mediated ubiquitin-dependent protein catabolic process. The transcript is spliced from 4 exons.